Messenger RNA from Pseudogymnoascus destructans, 1065 nucleotides. RefSeq lists its product as uncharacterized. The record is from RefSeq and is a predicted model, not a curated record. Lineage: Eukaryota; Fungi; Ascomycota; Leotiomycetes; Thelebolales; Thelebolaceae. Gene Ontology annotation, biological process: endonucleolytic cleavage of tricistronic rRNA transcript (SSU-rRNA, 5.8S rRNA, LSU-rRNA). Gene Ontology annotation, molecular function: RNA endonuclease activity. The coding region runs from base 1 to 1065 and encodes 354 amino acids. The transcript is spliced from 3 exons. Gene Ontology annotation, cellular component: nucleolus.
AUGUCAGUCCAACCGACUGAAUAUUUACGCUUCACGUCACAAAAAGCACUCACCCACCGCCUCGUCCUCUCUACCCUCACUGGUCGCCCAGUUCACAUCUCUCAAAUCCGCUCCUCAUCCGCCGUCUCUCCCGGUCUUGCCUCCCACGAAAUCUCCUUCAUCCGUCUCCUCGAAGCUAUCACCAAUGGCUCUUCGCUCCAGAUCUCGUAUACAGGUCUCGGCGCACAUGGAGAUGUCAUCGAGUAUUCGCUCCCAGCAACCAACACGCGCGGAGUGAGCUACUUCCUCUUGCCGCUAUGCAUGCUCGCGCCAUUCAGCAAGGCGCCAAUCAAUGUACGAUUUACCGGCCCGGGUGUGAUCACUAGCUCGACGGAGGCAGGCGAUAUCAGCGUCGACAGCGUGCGCACUGGCGAUUCUCCCGCUAUACGAACAGUGCGUCUGCCGAAGACGUUACAUCUGAACAGGAAUCCUGGGAGGAUAAAGCGCAUUCGUGGUGUGUCGUAUUGUACGGGUGUUUCGGCGAGCAAUAAUGCGAGGAUGAUACACGCGGCGAGGGGAGUGUUAAAUCCACUGGUCAGCGAUGUGCAUAUUGCGGCACAGUACGAUCAGGCGCCGCUAGUGAGCAGCAAUGAUAAGGCGGAUCCAAAGGGAAAGAAGCGAACGGGCAUCGGUUUUGGUCUGAGUCUGGUUGCGGAGUCGAGUUCGGGAGGUGUUUUGUAUAGUGCGGAUGUGGCAGCGCCGCCACAGGGAGGUGUCACGCCUGAGGAUAUUGGGAAGCAGGCUGCAUUGCAGCUGUUGGAAACUAUUGCACAAGGUGGAUGUGUUGCCAAGGCAGGCGCGGCAACGAUACUGACGUUAAUGUCAAUGGGAUCAGAGGAUGUUGGGCGCUUACGGAUUGGGCGGGAUGUUAUAGGGACGGAGGAUAUACUUGGUUUGGGGAGGGAUCUCAGGAAGUUCGGAGCAAGUGCUUGGGGCUUAAGAGAUGUGGAUGAGGAUGAGAGUGGUGAUAUUCUGGUCAGUGUCAAGGGCGUUGGGAUUGGUAACGUGGGCAGGAAAAUAGCUUGA